AUGGCCCACCGCCUCUCGCGCACCUGGCAGUCCAUCUCGUCCCUCGUGCCCUUCCUUGCUCCGUCGCCCUCGCCCUCCCACUCCCAAGCACACUACGCCGCCAUCCCCCUCACGACGACCACCUCGUCGAAGUCGAAUGACGGCUUGCACGGAGUGGACGACGACGAGAAGCUGCUUGGACUCGGCGCAGGCGUACAGGUCCCGAGGAGGCACUGGCUCGUCCUCGCGUGGACCUACCUCUCGCCCUUCCUCGUCCUCCUCCUCGCGGCGUCCAUCUACGUCGACCGGAAACGGACCGCUCUCGCGCGCAUGACGGUCGUCAACCCGUAUGCGUGUGGGCCCAAGAGCAACUUUACCACGCUCGAGGCCGUGUGUCGAGCGGGAACGGGGCCAGAGAGGCAGAAGGCUGAGAACUACGAGCUCGCCCUCGACCGACACCUGACGCAGCAGCAAUGCGACGCCAUCUACCCAGGUCUUUACCUAGAGAUUGAGCGAGCACGGGACUACUGGAAGGCGCGAGGAGGAGUGACGGAGAAAGACCUGGACGAGGCGGAGCAAAAAGGCCAGGCUCGGGUGCAGAUUAUCAACAACCGGAUGUACGUCAAGAGCUACUCGAAUGAACAGCCGGGGACGAGGACCAAGGCGACUUUGGCGCUCAUCAACGAAGCCCUCAUCACCUCUCCCGAACCCGUACCCGACAUCGAGUUCGUCAUCCAGACGGGCGACAACGGUAUACCGCAGGGGGCGCCGUGGUCGUUGGGGAGGAAGGAGAAGGAGGAACAGUUGACCUUGAUGCCCGACUACAGUUUCUUCUCCUGGCCUGAACCGCAAGUCAACUCGUGGCAAGAAGUUGCCGACCACUGCCGCGACUACGAGUCGCACCUCCGGUGGGAAGACAAGGUCGACCAGUUGCUUUGGAGGGGCGCGUUCUUGGUGGAUAUCAGGAAGGAGUUGUGGGAGAUUGCGAGAAAGUAUCCGUGGGGCGCCGUCUCCGACCUCGACUGGGGCGACCGCGACUCGGUCAACAAGCUCCUCCUCACGCCCGAGCAGCACUGCCAGUGGAAGUUCCUCGCGCACGUCGAGGGCUACGCCUACUCGGGCAGGUUGAAGUAUUUGACGCAGUGUCGGAGCGUGAUUGUGGCCCACAAGAUGCGCUACGUCCAGCACUUCCACCACCUCUUCAACUCGGACCCUACCUCCCCCUCGCAAAACAUCGUCAUCUCCCCCGGCCGCAAUUUCGACAACAUCGCGAGCGUGAUGUCGGACCUCCUUUCGGACGAUGCCAAGGCGAAGAAGAUUGCCGACACGAGCUACGAGUUCUGGCAGCAUUGGUUGAGUGUGGGUUCGGUGGCGUGUUAUUGGCGCAGGCUGUUUAGGGAGUGGAAGGAGGUCAUGGCGUUCGAGCCCGUAUUGAAGAGGGAUGUGGCAUCGUACAACUCAUUCAUCUUGAUGGGACAGGUCCACUGGGACGCUCACUAG
Molecule: messenger RNA, 1479 nt
Organism: Rhodotorula toruloides NP11
Lineage: Eukaryota; Fungi; Basidiomycota; Microbotryomycetes; Sporidiobolales; Sporidiobolaceae
Product: Lipopolysaccharide-modifying protein family protein
Exons: 10
Coding region: 1-1479 (492 amino acids)
Source: RefSeq, a predicted model, not a curated record